Messenger RNA from [Torrubiella] hemipterigena, 831 nucleotides. The record is from the annotation of a GenBank genome assembly. Lineage: Eukaryota; Fungi; Ascomycota; Sordariomycetes; Hypocreales; Clavicipitaceae.
AUGGUCAAGCCGCUCUCCUUCAAGGGCGACAAGAAGCCCAAGAAGCGCAAGAGAACCGAUUCAGAGCGCGAUAACGAUGCCAGCGGCUCUUCAUCAGCUGUCAAGCGCCGCGACGCCGAUAAUCAAGAGCAGCAGCAGGAUGCCGGCGAAGACGACAGCUGGGUCUCUGCCGAAGCUGUCACCGACCUUGUCGGCCCCGUCAUGAUUGUGCUGCCGUCGGACAAGCCAGCCGCGAUAGCCUGCGACGCCGCGGGCAAGGUCUUUGCGAUGCCGAUAGAAAACAUUGUCGACAACAAUCCCGUCACUGCCGAGCCGCACGAUGUCCGACAGGUCUGGGUGGCCAACCGCAUCGCAGGCACCGAGCACUUCCGCUUCCGUGGCCACCACGGGCGAUAUCUAGCCUGCGACAAGGUCGGCCUGCUCUCAGCUACAUCGGAAGCCAUCUCGCCGCUCGAGACGUUUGAUGUGGUUGCUACGGCCGACACGCCGGGGACCUUUCAGAUCAUGACACAGCGCGAGACGUUCCUCUCUGUGAAGGCGUCGACGUCGUCGUCGGUGUCUGCGAAAUCAGAGAUCCGAGGUGAUGCGGACGAAAUCACAUUCAAUACGACGCUGCGUAUCCGUAUGCAGGCGCGCUUCAAGCCGAGAACAAAGACGUCCAAGGAAGAAAAGGCCCUGGCUAAGAUUAGCAGGCGUGAGCUGGAGGAGGCCGUUGGUAGACGGUUGGAGGAGGAUGAAGUGCGCAUACUCAAGAGGGCGCGUAGAGAGGGUGAUUAUUAUGAGAAGCUGCUUGAUAUCAAGGUCAAGGGCAAGCAUGAUAAAUUUAGUUGA